AUGAUACUAAAAAAUUGAUAUUAUAUAAAUUUAUUUCUAAUUACUAUAAAAGCUUCAUUUAUUUCUAAUAAUUUCAAAUCAGUUACCCAGAUGGAACAAGAGAAACUCAGAAAAAUUUUAUCCAAUAGCUCUGAAGCAAGCGGCCAAAGCAUUUAUUCUCAUCUUCAAGAGAUUUUUUCUUACAUCCUUCGCGAAAAGCCUGAAAAGCUUUACGAAAACUUCGAAUCAAUCUCUUCCUUCGUAAAAGCAAACCGCUUUCUCUAUAGCGAGCCCAGACCAGCCUCAGAUCUUCAAAACAUCCAAUCUCGUUGGACCGUCCUCAGCAACUGGAUCAGAGACAAUGAAAAACUCCUUGAAAAAUACAAAGUAAAGACUUCUCAAGGCUUCAUCGUCGAAUCCCACCCUCCAGCCCUGCAUUCCUUAAGCGAUUUCUUAAAAGACGCCAAACUCCUUGAAUUCGCAGGAAUUAGCUUUGGCGAAGAAGAAACCUACAGAAUUCAAAUGUCCCUGAAGCGGCUUAUGAGAAGCAGCGGGGCGAAAGAAAUGAGAUUUUGGGGCAAAAUAUACGGAAGAGAAAAAGACUACUAUAUAGCAGAAGGCUUAUUAGAAGGAGCCGGCAAAGAAGAUGUAGAAAGACCAAAAGGCUUUGAAAAACGUGGAGAAGGUGUGAAUAAGUACACAUAUUGGGUAACUGACAGCAUCCUUGAAGACUGGAUUGAGCUUCCUGACGUAAGUCCUCAACAAAUCAUUGUGGCAAGACAGAUUAAAAAAGUUUUCACAGGAAACCUAAAUGCUGACAUUUUAAGCUACCCGAUUUUCCCAGGAAAAGAAAGGCACUUAUUAAGAGCUCAGAUCGCGAGAAUAACCGCAGCCACUGUUUUGGCACCAAAAGGGAUUUUUAAAGUCAAUGAAGAAGACCCACAAGUGAUUGAGCUUGAAGAGGAAUUAGCUGUCCCUACUUUUGAAGAACUGAGCUCUGACGAAAGCUGGGUACAUUUACAUGCAAAUAUUUUAAAGGCUGGAAGAGUGACCCAUGCGGAACCUGAAGUCCCUGAAGGGGAAGAAGUCGAUGUAGAAGAAAUCAAAGCAAAAAUGCAAGAUGAAGACCCUGUUGUGGAUAGAAUUAAAAUUAUUAGUGAAGACGAGCCAAUCGCUGAAGAAGAAAAAGGCUGGCAGUUUAGCUUGAUUGGGGAUAAUCAAGUGUAUGGGGCUAAGCCACCAGCAGAAGGGUCGGUGUGCUAUGCAGCCAAUGUGAUAAGAAAUGUGAGAUGGCCAGGAUCUUUAACAAUUCACAAAGGUGGAGCGUGGGUCAAUGUGUAUAUUGGAUAUGGAGUGAAACGACUUGAUCCAACAUUUAACCCAAUUUCACCUCCUGAUGUCCUGCCUGACCCUGAAGACCCAGUAGAGCAGCCAGAGCCAACCCCAUUAGUUGCUCCAGAAGAGCUAGAAAGUGACUCAGACGCAGAAAAAGAAAACGACGAAGAAGACUAA
This is a messenger RNA of Blepharisma stoltei, 1491 nucleotides long. Lineage: Eukaryota; Ciliophora; Heterotrichea; Heterotrichida; Blepharismidae. The record is from the annotation of a GenBank genome assembly.